Molecule: messenger RNA, 1489 nt
Organism: Momordica charantia (bitter melon)
Lineage: Eukaryota; Viridiplantae; Streptophyta; Magnoliopsida; Cucurbitales; Cucurbitaceae
Source: RefSeq, a predicted model, not a curated record
GGGACGCGCCAAAAUAAACCAUUCUUCUUUUCUUGCUCAGGGCAUCGGAGUUCGAGUGACUGAGGCGGUAACCGCCGGAGAUGUCCGUUAUCGGGUGGUACGGACCUCUGGUUGAUCUCUCUGAAGCCGCUCUUCACGUUGGCGGUUUCGUUCAGCUCCUCGUCUUCAUUCAUCGAUCCACUCCCGUUGAGUACAAAUUUUCCAAAGGCGGAGAGGUCAUCAGGACGGACAUCAAGGUAGCUGACGAUACGCGGUCGUUUUUCUCUGUAUCCCUCUGGCAGAAGAAAAUGGCCGCCACAGCGGUUCCAGGCGAUGUUGUAUUGUUGCAGAAUGUGAAACUAAGGAAAUUCGGAGAUGCAGUUGAGGCCACAACUGUCCAUUGCUCUUCCUUAGUAUGCGUAAUACACCCGUACGAAGCACUUGUCUCUGAAGAUGCAGAUGAUUUACUGGCCAAUUGUCGAGCUGGUUUAGUGGCAAAAGAAAAGCUGAGGAAGGUAGUAGAAUGGGUGAAGGGUGCUGGAUCUACCUUCUGCAACAUAAAAUGGAAUAAUAACCAAAGAAAUAACCAUUUCUUCCGGAACUGGAAAUUGCCUGAAAAGAGGAUGUCCAAAGACUGUUUUUCGCUCUCUGAAGUAUCAUAUCUAACUGAAUCAUGCAAAGCCAUAUUUGAUGCAUCAAUUGGUGAAAUCUUUUUGUUAUCUCCCCGGAUGGAUCUCGAUGAACCUCGAAAAGAAAAGAUGUUUGUCAGCAGGCGGUUGGACAAUUAUGAAGAUACGUUUCUGGCAGAAGAUCUCAUUUGCACUGGUUGUCAGAUAUGUGGUUGCCCUUUGGGUCUGGAAAGUGGGCCCGUGGUUGAUCAGAAUUCUGUUCCACUUUAUUGCCCAAAAAGCUUGAAUCGCCUUCAUGUAGUAAGCAUGAUAUAUAAGCCUUUCAUGUUGUAUGUGUGGGAUGAAUCAGAAUGCAUUCCUCUUCUUGUUAAGAACCAAGCUGCAGAAAUCUUGUUUGGUAACAUUAAAGCUGAAAAAGUCUACUCGUAUUACAGUGAGCAAAAAUCCAACCCCAAACCUAAUUCAGAAGCUGUUACCGAAGCAAAGCACUCCAGUGCUUCGGUUGCUAAUUCCCAGCGAGCUAUCAGGAAAGGAGAGAGGCCCUCCAGAAAUAUUUAUUUCAUAUGGUUGAUCUUUCUGAAAAUGUUGUUGCAGCAAGGAAAAAAUAGCCCCCUUAAAUUUGAAAUUACGGUAAAUACCAGUGUGGACAAAGAGAGUGGGAGAUUUGAGAUGGUUUCGUCGUCAUUCCCAUGUUUCUUAACCAAUCGAUCCUUGGACCGAGCACAUUCUAUAUGCGAUUAGAAGAAGGAAAUUGUGAAUAAACAUCUGAAAUUCCUGAAGCAGAUGGAGGGAACUUCUUCUCUACGUGGAGGGAACGGCGAAGCCAAAGUCUCGAAGUCCUUUAUAAAAACUUAAUGCUAAGUAUAAUUUUAUUGCAAAAC